CGCCAGGUCAUUUAAGGUGGCUCGCCAGAUCAUUUAAGGUGGACCGCCAGAUCUUUUAAGGUGGACCGCCAGGUCAUUUAACGUGGACCGCCAGGUCAUUUAACGUGGACCGCCAGGUCAUUUAAGGUGGACCGCCAGAUCAUUUAACGUGGACCGCCAGAUCAUUUAACGUGGACCGCUAGAUCAUUUAAGGUGGACCGACCGCCAGAUCAUUUAAGGUGGACCGCCAGGUCAUUUAAGGUGGACCGCCAGCUCAUUUAAGGUGGACCGCCAGCUCAUUUAAGGUGGACCACCAGCUCAUUUAAGGUGGACCGCCAGAUCAUUUAAGGUGGACCGCCAGGUCAUUUAAUGUGGCUCGCCAGAUCUUUUAAGGUGGCCCCCUCACUUAAUUUUAAUGUGGCUCGCCAGGUCAUUUAAGGUGGCUCGCCAGAUCAUUAAAUGUGGCUCGCAAAGUCAUUUAAGGUGACUCGUCAAGUCAUUUAAGGUGGCUCGCCAGGUCAUUCAGGGUGGCUCGCCAGGUCAUUUAAAGGGGACUUCCAGGUCAUUUAAUGUGGCACGCCAUCUAAGGCUGAUUUAAAGGGGACUUCCAGGUCAUUUAAUGUGGCACGCCAUCUAAGGCUGAAACGACGUAGUCGACGUCAUCGGUUACGUAAAUACGUCGACGUCAUUUUUGUGCGUCGGCGCGUCGCAUAUUUACGUCACACCACUGUCAUGGCGGAGCGCAGAGCAAACGAUGCGAGCGAGGGGAAAAAAACACGCCAAAAGUCGUCAAAAGUGUGGGAGUAUUUUAAUAAACGGCCUAAUAAUGUUGUUUUAUGCACACUGUGUCGAGCGGAAAUGGCGUAUCACAGCAGCACAACGGCUAUGAACGAGCAUCUAAAAAGAAAACAUCCGACAGCGUUCUUCCCAUCACCAUCAACGAGUCAAUCAUCCGCCAAACGACAAAGCAGUGUCCAGGAUUUUUUUCCAAAGAGGCAUGGGACUGAAUGCACACCGCAAGUGGCCGCUGACCUGACUGAUGGUGUCCUGGAAAUGAUGGUCAUAGACAUGAGGCCAUUAAAUAUGGUAGAAGGGGAAGGGUUUCAAAAAAUGAUCAAACGGUUUCACUCUGGCUACACACUACCAUCAAGAACCCACUUCACUAAGCUUAUGGAGCAAAAAUACACAAAGAAAAUGAAUGAAGUCAAAGCAAUCCUGAAAAAUGUGAAAGGAAAACUGACACUCACAACUGAUGCAUGGACAAGUAUGGCCACUGAAGCUUACCUUGGUGUCACCAUUCACUUUGUUAAUGAUGAGUGGGAGCUUACCUCAAUUAACUUGACAACAAUGCCCCUCAAUGAAAAGCACACUGCAGAAAACAUUGCCUCUUGGAUUGAGGAUGUUGUCAAUAAGUUUGAAAUAAACAUAAAACUAGUACAAGUCAUUGUACAUGACAAUGCUGCAAAUGUUGUUGCAGCUUUAAGAGUUCUUGAGGAAAGACAUGGUGUUUCAUCCCUCAGAUGUGUUGGCCAUACUCUACAGCUUGUAGUUAACCAUGCUCUAAAGGACAACCACAUCAGCAGAGCUUUAGGAGCAGCAAGAAGUUUGGUCGAGCACUUCAGAAAAAGUGAGCUAUCCAGUACAAAACUAAAGGUUAAGCAAAAACAAAUGGGUUCUCCAGACCACAGCCUCAUACAAGAUGUGUCUGUGAGAUGGAACAGUUCCUUUUACAUGAUUAGUUGCCUGCUUGAGCAGAGGUGGCCAAUAACAGCAACUCUGUCAGAUCCGGAGGUCACUCAAAGAGGGAAGCAUUUUCUGGAUCUUAAGGCUGACCAGUGGAGCUUGCUUGAAGAACUUGAACAAGUUCUGAAACCUUUUGAAUGUGCAACUGUGUACCUGAGUGGAGAAUCUUAUGUAACAGUUUCCGCUGUCCCUCUGCUGGUCAAAGGGCUUCGGAAGGCUACACAAACUGCUUUUGAAAAUGCAUCAAUCAAGUGUUUCCAGGUCACUGCUGCACGUGAGAUAACAUCCAGGUGGGAAGCCGAGACCACAUUCAAAGAUGAUGGACCAAAUGUGUGCAUAUUAGCAGCUGCACUUGACCCACGAUUCAGGAAGCUGAAAUUCCUGACUGCAGAUGAGUGUUUAAAAGUUCAAUACAAGCUGCAUGCAAUAGUUCUGGAGGAGAAAAGAAGGGAAAAGGAGACACACGCUCAACAGGGCACAGCAAUGCAAGUGGAAAGACCAGAUGCUGACAGGCGGCCUGUAUCUUUACUAGACACACUUCUUGGCUCAGAUUCAGAUGAACUCAGCAACAAUGAGGAAGACAACAAUGACAGUAAUGAUGCUGAAAUGGUCAGAAACGAGUUAGUGUCUUAUUUUGGAGAAUCCCCCAUUUCCAAGGAUGAAAACCCAUUAAAAUGGUGGAAAGAACAUCAGGCAAGGUUUCCAAAUCUGGCAAUGCUGGCUCGGUCUUACCUCUCAGUUCCAGCCACAUCGACCCCUUCUGAGCGCCUAUUUUCAGCUGCUGGGAAUAUUGUAAACAAGAAAAGAACCAGCCUCACCCCAGAGCAUGUAGACAUGCUAACCUUUCUUCAUUACAACUGUUAGUCACUCACUGGAAUGAGUAGAAUUGGUUAUAGUGUACUGUGUUGGACUGGAUGUUUAUUUUGCACAUUUUAAAAGCAAUACUUAAUGUUUACAGUGCUCCAGAAUAUUUAGAUUGGCACAAAUGUUUACAGUGUUACAGAAUGUUUUGCCAUGUUUUCAAUGUUGACUGAGUGGCCAUACUUUUUUUUUUUGGAAAUAAAAGCCAUGCCUUUUGAAAAAACU
This is a messenger RNA of Nerophis lumbriciformis (worm pipefish), 2808 nucleotides long. RefSeq names its product E3 SUMO-protein ligase ZBED1-like. Gene Ontology annotation, molecular function: protein dimerization activity; DNA binding. The record is from RefSeq and is a predicted model, not a curated record. Lineage: Eukaryota; Metazoa; Chordata; Actinopteri; Syngnathiformes; Syngnathidae.